ACUCAUUUGGCCCCGGAUGUAAAGAUACAAAGAACUGCACGUGCUGUCACAGCGAAGGGGAAACAACUCCAGCGACUGUGUGGUGCUCGGUAUGCGAUGACGCCUUGUGUGAUGUAUGUGCUAGGGUGCACAGUCGCAUCUCAUCAACUCGUCAUCACGAUACAACCGCCCUGACUAGUGAGGCCAUUAUCCCAAGGAAACGAAACAUUAAGUGUAAAGAACACAAGGAUGAAAACAUCAAAUUCCUGUGCAAAGAUUGCAAGAAAGUCACCUGUCACACCUGUUGUGUUAUCUAUCACAGGAAAUGUGAGUCAGUUGUCACACUGGAGUCGGAAUUACCUGCAUUAAAGCCCCAGCUGUUGAAUAAGAAGGAAACUAUUUCGAAGAAGCAAAUCCAAAUGGAAACAAACGUUGAUGCAGUUAAAGUGAACGUCGUAUCUGAAAAAGAUCGAUAUGCAAGAAUGGAACAUGACAUCAAGUCUUUUGCUAACAACGCGAGAGAAAAGAUAACUCUCAUGGAAAAUAAACUUCUAGAUGAACUGAAAGAAGUUUCUGAAAAGCAUAUUGAACAACUCACAGCCGACCUAAAGUCGGGUAAAAUGUCAGUACAGAUGUACCGACAACAGACUGAGCUGAUAGACCGGAUUCUACAAUCUGAGUGUGACAUGGACGUGUAUGAGAUGUAUCAGGGAUGUGAGGCCGGUGAUGUGGAUGCUGUCGGAGACGUAGACUUGAAGAAGAGAAUAGCCAAGAUCAUGUUGAGACAGAACGAAGCCAUGCUGAGUAGAGCUCUGGACGAUCUACAGCUGGGUGAGAUAGAUGUCCAGUAUGACGGUAUGGUGAACUUGGAGGCAACACCUGUAUCUCAAGACACCAGUAACAUGCUGGACCUGAAGGCUGCUCCUGUGUUACAGGACACCAUUAACGUUAAGGUAGCUGGAGGCGAGAAUAAGGUAUACCCUUUUGACUUAACAGUAUUGCCGGUGAAUGGUACAGACACAGUGGUUAUAACAGACUACAACAACAACAACAGUGUGACGUCCUUGUACACUAGGAACAAACAACGACAUCACAGCAAGCUCCAACUGGGAAGAACACGAAACAUCCUUGUGUCGGAUGACAGUUCCAGGCGUGUCUUGUGCCUGACAGCUGAAGGGGACGUUGUGUUCACCUACCCUACACCAGGACACACAACACUAAGAUAUCCACGUGGUAUCACAAGUGCCAGCACAGGUGACAUCCUGGUUACUGACUACGGUGAACACACUGUUGCUCAUCUGACUGAGUCGGGACAGUUUGUCAGAAACAUACCACUAAAGAUGAUGGUGUCUCGUACCCGCACGGAGUUUGUGUAG
This is a messenger RNA of Haliotis rubra (blacklip abalone), 1355 nucleotides long. RefSeq lists its product as uncharacterized. NCBI's taxonomy places the organism in Eukaryota, Metazoa, Mollusca, Gastropoda, Lepetellida, Haliotidae. Bases 399 to 1355 code for a protein of 318 amino acids. The transcript is spliced from 3 exons. Gene Ontology annotation, molecular function: protein binding. The record is from RefSeq and is a predicted model, not a curated record.